UAUGGCGAAUAUACACACUGCAAAAGUUUAAUAACAUGAUAUAUCACACAAAUUUUAUAAAACAAUUUGUUAUAAUUAAAUCUUGAUAAUAAUCGUGUGUAUUUAAAAUAAUAUUUAUAAGAUGGAUGAUAAAAGUACAAUGUUAGCAGUACUUCAAGUACUGAGAAAGCACAAUUUAAAGAGUACAGAAGAGUUAUUUAAAAAAGAAGCAAAUUUGGUUGAUUUACAAAAUGAUGAAAGUCAACAAAGUGAUUCUGAGGUAACUAGUGUUUUAGCUGCAUACAAAAGUGAGGGUGAUCCAGCUCUGUAUGAAAAAACUUACAGUGAAUUAAAAAAAUUUGUCGAGGGUACUCUCGAUAUUUACAAGCAUGAAUUGGGAACGAUAUUGUAUCCAGUAUUGGUACACAUGUACUUGGAGUUAGUAUAUAAUAAUCAUUCAAAAGAAGCUCAACAAUUUAUUAAUAAAUUUGGUGGUACAUUAGAUGAAUAUUAUCAAACAAAUUUAAAAAGAUUAUCAACUGUAACAACACGUGAACAAAUGGCAGGAAAUGAAUUAACAGAUACCUUUAAAUCAAAUCAAUUUAUCAUAAGAAUAUCACGAGAUACAUUGUCAAUAUUAAAACGUCAUACACAUGAAAAAAAACACAGUGUUUUAUCAAAUAUAAUACAAGAACAUUUAUAUUUUGAUAUGUAUGAAGGUGUUGCUAGAAAUAAACAACAAAUUGAUGCAACAUCUGGUGCAACUGUUGGUGAAGCAACACGUCAAGAUAAUAAACCAAAAGUAUAUUAUGGUUUAUUAAAAGAACCAGAUAUACAAUGUACACCACCAGCUGAAGAAAAAGAACAAGAAGACGGUGAAAAACAAGAAGAUGGUGAAAAACCAAAGAAAAAAAAAAUUAAAAAAGAUAAUUUAUAUUCAAAAAAAACAAAAUCUGAUCCAAAUGCACCACCAAUUGGACGUAUGCCAUUACCAAAUUUGAAAGACGCUGAUAAAAAAGAAAAACAAAAAGCAUUUCGUGAACAAUUAAAACGUGUAUCACUUGGUCCAGAUAGUCUUCCAUCAAUAUGUUUUUAUACACUAUUAAAUUCAAUGCAAACAGUUACAACUGCUGAAAUAUCUGAAGAUUCAAGUUUAUUAUCAAUUGGUUUUAGUGAUUCAUCAAUUAAAGUAUGGUCAUUGGUACCACAAAAACUUAGAGCAAUGAAAAGUGCUAAAGAGCUAGAUGAAACAGUUAAUUCUGAUGCUGAUGAUGUAUUAGCUAGAAUGAUGGAUGAUAAAACAGCUGAAACAGUUAGAACAUUACAUGGACAUAGUGGACCAAUUUAUGGUUUAUCAUUUAGUCCAGAUAAAACAUUAUUAUUAUCAUGUUCUGAGGAUACAACAAUAAGACUUUGGUCAUUACAUACAUGGACAUGUGUUGUUUGUUACAAGGGUGAUUUAUAUCCAGUAUGGUCUGUUAAAUUUUCACCACAUGGUUAUUAUUUUGCAAGUGGUUCACAUGAUAAAACAGCAAGAUUAUGGGCAACUGAUACAAAUCAACCAUUGAGAAUAUUUGCUGGACAUUAUUCAGAUGUUGAUGUUGUACAAUUUCAUCCAAAUUCAAAUUAUAUUGUUAGUGGAUCAAGUGAUAUGACUAUUAGAUUAUGGGAUUGUGUUACUGGCAAUCAAGUUAGACUUAUGACUGGACAUAAAGCACCAAUAUUUGCACUUUCAUUUUCAAUUGAAGGAAGAUUUUUAGCAUCGGCUGGUGCUGAUAAUAGAGUUUUAAUAUGGGAUUUGGCACAUGGACAUUUAAUUGCUGCAUUAUUAAGUCAUACAAGUACAAUACAUUCUUUAACAUUUAGUCGUGAUGGUACAAUAUUAGCAUCAGCAUCAUUAGAUUGCACAAUUAAGUUGUGGGACUUUACAAAAUUAGCUGAUGAAAUGAGUCUUGAAGAUGUCAAUGUUUCACACAAUCCAGAUGUUAAACAAACACCAGAGUCUUAUUUACUACGUACAUUUCCAACUAAAAAUUCACCACUAUUGACGUUACAUUUUUCAAGAAGAAAUUUAUUAUUUGGUGUUGGAAUGUAUGAUUCAUCACAGUAAUCAUUUUAAAAAUUAGACUAUUCUUUUCUUUUUUUUCUUUUUUUUGCUUUUUGUAAAUAGGUAUAUUAAUUUAAAUUAACAAUUUUAUCUUGAAUUUUUUAAAUUUACUAUUGCAAAUGAAUAAUUAUGCAAUGUUAAUUAUAAAUUAUAUGAUAAUGAUAAUAAAAAUAUCAAUAAAAAUAUUGUAA
Messenger RNA from Aphidius gifuensis, 2277 nucleotides. It is a transcript of the gene Taf5, whose product is annotated as transcription initiation factor TFIID subunit 5-like. The transcript is spliced from 4 exons. Gene Ontology annotation, biological process: transcription initiation at RNA polymerase II promoter. Bases 122 to 2089 code for a protein of 655 amino acids. NCBI's taxonomy places the organism in Eukaryota, Metazoa, Arthropoda, Insecta, Hymenoptera, Braconidae. The record is from RefSeq and is a predicted model, not a curated record. Gene Ontology annotation, molecular function: protein binding; RNA polymerase II general transcription initiation factor activity. Gene Ontology annotation, cellular component: transcription factor TFIID complex.